Messenger RNA from Sodiomyces alkalinus F11, 2001 nucleotides. Its product is annotated as serine/threonine-protein kinase sid2. Lineage: Eukaryota; Fungi; Ascomycota; Sordariomycetes; Glomerellales; Plectosphaerellaceae. Gene Ontology annotation, biological process: intracellular signal transduction; peptidyl-serine phosphorylation. The coding region runs from base 1 to 2001 and encodes 666 amino acids. The record is from RefSeq and is a predicted model, not a curated record. Gene Ontology annotation, molecular function: ATP binding; protein serine/threonine kinase activity. The transcript is spliced from 3 exons. Gene Ontology annotation, cellular component: spindle pole body.
AUGGCCAGCUUCAUGGCCAACCUCUUUCCCGGUGGGAGUAAGGACAAGAACGUUACCGGCCGCCCCAAGACUCCCACAUACAGCAAUCAUGACUUCCUCAACCCUCCCAACACCCCGCAAGGCAGUCCCAGUAAAAAGACGGUUCCUCCUGGCGCUCACGAACUUCCCGAGGCCUUCGAAAACGCACUCAGACUCAAUGCUGCCUCUACUCUCGAGAGUCCUGUCAAGCUAGGUCGCCCUCAGAGUGUUAUCACAACCCCACUGUCGCCGGGCAAAUCCUCCGCGAAACCACUAGACGAGUCCAGCCCGAAUGUGGAAGACAGCAUCCUUAAUCGAACCGCCGUCUCGGCCGGCAGUCCCCUGAAGAAGCGGCAGGAACAAGAGAACACCCCUCCCGCUUCGCACCUGGGAGGCGGCGGUACGAACUCUCCUGCGCCCCUGACCCAUGCCGCCCUUGCCCGCCACGAUUUCUACCAGCCCCGGGAUACUAGGCCGACCACACCCGCAAAGAGGUUCAACACGCAACGGGCCUUGACUGCCGAAGAGCGGGAAAUUCUCAAGCAACCCAGCGUUCGCAGGCUAGUCAACGUGACGCAGCUUUAUUUUCUGGACUAUUAUUUCGACCUCCUCACGUACGUCGGUUCGCGGCAGAGUCGUCUGGCUGCUUUCCGAGCCGAGUUCCCCCAAGACGAGACGGAUGAAGAGACGUACAAACAGAUGUGGCAGAAAUACACGGGACGGGAGCGUGCCAAUCUUCGCAAGAGGCGGGUCCGGCUGCGUCAGGGUGACUUCCAGAUCCUCACACAGGUUGGACAGGGAGGCUACGGCCAGGUGUUCCUUGCCCAGAAGAAGGAUACCCGUGAAGUGUGUGCCCUGAAAGUCAUGAGCAAAAAGCUGCUGUUCAAGUUGGAUGAGAUCCGCCACGUUCUCACCGAGAGAGACAUUCUCACCACAGCAAAGAGCGAGUGGCUCGUCCGGUUGCUAUACUCCUUUCAAGACGACAAGAGCAUCUAUCUUGCCAUGGAGUACGUGCCGGGCGGUGACUUCCGGACGCUCCUCAACAAUACUGGCGUGCUCAGCAACCGCCAUGCCCGAUUCUACAUUGCGGAGAUGUUUUGCGCCGUCGACGCCCUCCAUCAGCUCGGCUACAUCCACCGUGACCUCAAGCCCGAAAACUUCCUCGUCGAUUCCACGGGCCACGUUAAGCUGACCGAUUUCGGGUUGGCUGCUGGCAUGCUAGCCCCUGCCAAGAUUGAGUCGAUGCGGAUCCGGUUGGAAAAGGCAUCGGAGACGUCGGUUCCUUUUGGCAAGCCCAUGGAUCAGCGCACCGUUGCUGAAAGACGAGAGGGAUAUCAGUCGAUGCGCGCGAACGACAUGAAUUACGCCAAGUCCAUAGUCGGCUCUCCUGACUACAUGGCCCCGGAGGUGCUCCGGGGCGAGGAGUACGACUUCACGGUGGAUUACUGGAGUCUAGGCUGCAUGUUAUUCGAAGCGCUGACCGGAUUCCCUCCUUUCGCCGGUUCUACCCCUGACGAGACGUGGAGAAAUCUGAAGCAUUGGAAGGAGGUUCUGAAAAGGCCUGUUUGGGAAGAUCCUAACUACUUCCUGAGCAACCGCACUUGGAACUUCAUCACUACUUGCAUCAAUUCCCGGUCAAAACGCUUCUCCCGCAUCCAGGACAUUUACGGGCAUCACUACUUUGCCGAGGUAGAGUGGGAGACACUACGUCAGACCAAAGCUCCCUUCGUCCCCGAGCUGGACUCGGAGACGGACGCUGGCUACUUCGAUGAUUUUUCCAACGAGGCGGACAUGGCUAAGUACAAGGAGGUGCACGAAAAGCAACAGGCUCUGGAGGGUUUGGCGGAUCGCGAAGAAGAGAUGAGCAAGGGCCUCUUCGUUGGAUUCACGUUCCGGCAUCGCAAGGCGGCUACCGAGGAAGGAAGCCCUCGCAAGCCCAACCCGUUCCGAGAGGAGAGCGACACCUUUGGCACGAUGCUGUAG